Messenger RNA from Xiphophorus maculatus (southern platyfish), 4109 nucleotides. RefSeq names its product G protein-activated inward rectifier potassium channel 1-like (gene kcnj19a). NCBI's taxonomy places the organism in Eukaryota, Metazoa, Chordata, Actinopteri, Cyprinodontiformes, Poeciliidae. Gene Ontology annotation, molecular function: G-protein activated inward rectifier potassium channel activity. The coding region runs from base 2017 to 3564 and encodes 515 amino acids. The transcript is spliced from 3 exons. Gene Ontology annotation, cellular component: plasma membrane. The record is from RefSeq and is a predicted model, not a curated record. Gene Ontology annotation, biological process: potassium ion import across plasma membrane; regulation of monoatomic ion transmembrane transport.
AAAAGCCGCCAUGGAAGCCAGCAUUUCCAGAAACUUGACCCAACAUGAGUUAAAGGCUUUAUUUAUAUCAUCCAAUCAAACCAAACAAAUCUCUCUCCCAUAGAAGCUCCAUUUGGUCUCAACACAAAAUUAAAGGACUGAACAAAACCACUUUCUAUGUGAAACAAAAUCAGUCAAGCGGCUUCUUUACUCUUUCAGUGACUGAGGCUCUAUUUAAGCAUUCAUUAACAUGAGCUUGCACACACUGCUCUGCACGCACCACUGUGCAAAUCUUUAGGUGUGGUGUAAUUAAAAGGAGGGCAAAUCAAGUCAGGAGGAGGGUCACUCAUGCCUUUAACCAUCAUCCUUGGGGGGAGAACAAUGGUUAAGAAAAUCGUCCAUAGGAUAUCUAUACUGGGUGGCAGUGGGUGGGGGAGGAAUAGGUGAGAGUCGAGAAACUGAUUUAUUAACAGGAAAUAGGAUUUUAGAGUCAUAAACAUGAAGAAAUUUCCAAAGAAUUUAACUUAAGUAAAUUUUCUGAUGUUAAAUUGUGAUUAUUGUGAUUUUAUGUUAAAGACCAACGCAAAUAGCACAUAGCUGUUAAAUGGAAAGAAAAUGUGUGUGUUUCAAUGUCUUUCAAAAAUAAAAUUCUGAAAGGUUUAACAUUCACUUAUAUUUAGCCUCUAAAGUAAAUAAUUUAGAUUACUUCCACUGCAACAGUUGCGAUUGUUUUGUAUGCAUCUACUAGAUUUGUCCAUCAAAAGACUGAAAUCUUUCUCCAUUCUUCUUUGAAAAAUAGAUCGAAUUCAGUCAAAUUAAACUGAGGGCAAGGCUUGCCAUAAAUUCUUAAUUGCAUUCAGCUCUAGAUGUUGACCACCAGGCCAUUUUGACACAUGCAUAUGUUUGGAUCUAAGCCAGGGGUUUAUCAUCUUUGGGCAAUGAACUGAACAUAGCUUUGUGAGAUACUUAGAAUAUCGUUUUAUAACCAAACGUUGCUUUAAACUUUACACCUCGUUUCUUCCAGACUUGUCUGUUGUGUUUUUUAGUCUUUAUGACUAAGAAAGUCUGUAUAUUCUCUAACAAAACGUCUGAGGCUUUUAAAGAUCAGCUGGAUUCUUCUUAAUAAAUUAUAAACAUCUGGACUCUACUAAAUAAUUAUUAAUGAACUGACUCCUGAAGUCAACUUGGAUUUUUACUAAGCAGAACUAAGAUAAUGGAAGCUGAAUAUAAAUGCGCUACAAACUUUUUUUCUCCCCUCCAAAGGUGUGAAUACUUUACUGAACACUGUCUCAGCAACGCCAGAGUUCACCAACAGUUGGUCAGGUUUUAAAUGCACAUGGACGGACCAUCCAGCAGGUGGCACCGUUUGACUUAGUCCUAUGAUUCUCUAAUAUCAUCAAUUUAAAUAUUUGUUUUCAUCUUCCAUCAAUACUCCUUAAUCACACAGGAGAAUACACCUUAAUUAAAACUCUCAUGAAACAAGAAGAUGAAUAAAUUAUCCAUCUGGUUAAUUUUUCAGAAUGAACCUAUGAUCUAUUAACUGACCAGCUGAACUGGAGUCAAACUGCCCACAUCUCAUAUUGUGUAACUCUCUCCUCCUCUUUUCCUGCCCCUUUCCCUUCCUCUCUCUGCAUCUCCUAUACUCCCUCUUCUCUCUUUAACCAUAACGUCCCACCAGAAGCGGUGUGUAGUGGACGGCUCCUGCGCUACUGAACGACGCGUCAGUCAGAACACACAGAGGCUGAGCAGAGCGCACGGAGAAGAGCAGAGACUCAUUGGUGUGAUGUGAAAUAACCAAGAGGACAGUGGAACUUUCCAGCAAGCGAACACCUACUGUGCAAUAACAGCAAACAGGCAGUAGGUAUUUUCUGUUUGUUUGUUUUUAUGUUUCAUAAUUCCCAGGAUCCGCUGUGCGCACUGAAGUGGCCAUGGCGUAUUUUACGCACUGCAGGUAACCAAUCCGUUGGAGACUAAAACUCUAAACACAUCAUGGAUUAAACUGCGACUGUUGCGCUAGUUAACACCAGACGGGCGGACAUGGCAGCACUUCGGAGGAAAUUUGGAGAAGACUACCAGGUGGUCAACACCAACCGGGCAACUACUUUCUCCGCCCCGGUGAAGAAGAAACGCCAACGCUUCGUGGAGAAGAACGGCCGCUGCAACGUGCAGCACGGAAACCUCGGCGGGGAGACCAGCAGGUACCUCUCCGACCUGUUCACCACUCUGGUGGACCUGAAGUGGCGCUGGAACCUGCUCAUUUUCAUUCUCACCUACACCAUCGCUUGGCUCGUCAUGGCAUCGAUGUGGUGGAUCAUUGCUUACAUCAGGGGGGAUCUAAAUCACGGCCACGAUCCGUCCUACACCCCGUGCGUGGCGAACGUUUACAACUUCCCUUCAGCGUUCCUCUUUUUCAUCGAGACCGAGGCCACCAUCGGCUACGGCUACCGGUAUAUCACCGAGAAGUGCCCGGAGGGGAUCAUCCUCUUCCUGUUCCAGUCGCUGCUGGGUUCCAUAGUGGACGCCUUCCUCAUCGGCUGCAUGUUCAUCAAAAUGUCCCAGCCUAAGAAACGCGCGGAGACGCUCAUGUUCAGCCAGGACGCGGUGAUUUCCCAAAGAGACGGCAGACUCUGCCUCAUGUUCCGAGUGGGCAACCUGCGCAACAGCCACAUGGUGUCCGCGCAGAUCAGGUGCAAACUCAUAAAGUCUCGUCAGACACCUGAAGGAGAGUUCCUGCCACUGGACCAGUGUGAGCUGGACGUUGGCUUCGGGACGGGAGCAGACCAGCUCUUCCUGGUGUCUCCUCUCACAAUCUGCCAUGAAAUAAAUCCCAAAAGUCCGUUUUUCGACUUAUCGCAGCGCUCCCUCAUGAACGAACAAUUUGAGAUUGUCGUUAUCCUCGAGGGCAUCGUGGAGACCACGGGUAUGACAUGCCAAGCGCGGACAUCAUACACUGAGGACGAGGUUUUAUGGGGCCACCGCUUCCUGCCCGUCAUGUCUCUGGAGGAAGGCUUCUUCAGAGUGGACUACUCUCAGUUCCACAGCACAUUUGAGGUGCCAACACCUCCAUACAGUGUCAAAGAGCAGGAGGAGAAAAAUUCGUUGCCUUCACCUCAGUCCACUCCCACCCCCGCACUGACUGAGAGCCACGGCGCCCGGCGCGACCGGGUGUUUUCCGUGGAUUGCAUCAACACUACAGAGGAGAGGGGCCGUCAGGGAGGAGCGGGCGGCCGGCUGCCGAGCAAGCUGCAGAGGAUGAGCUCGUCGGGGAAGGAGGACCUGCAAAGGAAGGUGCUUUUGCUCAGCUCCCAGCAUGCAGAGAAGGCGUGCAGCACAGGGGACCUCCCCAUGAAGCUGCAGAGGCUGAGCUCCUCCCCCAGCCCAGGAGCACAAAAUCGGCUGCAACUCAAGUCACUCAAGGUGGGCUUUGAGCCCAUGACACAGUCGACAGGAGACCUGUACCAGCGCAGCCCACCAACCACGCUGUCACCCACUCCUGUGCCCAUGCACAGCCCCCUUCUGUCAGCUGGAGGGAGGCUGGAGGACAAUCUGCCACCAAAGCUACGAAAAAUGAAUGCUGACCGCUGAAAUCUGGACAACAACCACCAAACACGAGAAGGUGCUGCAUACAGGAAACAACAAAAGCAAUGAUAAUGGGGCAAGAAGGACUAGUAGGCAACUUGUGUUUUUUUUUUCUUUGAGAACAAGCUAUUACUGGAAAUACUGUGAUUUCUGUGCUUCAUAACAAAGGAAUAGACUAAAGACGCGUAUUUACUGGAUCAUUCUGAGAAGAGUUGUGCAUGUCUACAAUAAAUCUAUUGUUUUAUUUAUGCACCACUAUACUCAAUAGUCAAUCUUAGUUUUAAUCAAGUAUAAAUUAUAUUAAAAUGAAAAUAAAUACAGUUUGAUAUUCUCUGCCUUGUCUGAUUCCUGCUGUUUUAGCUGAAACCAAGGUAAGUGUCGUUACAAGACCUUAUUUAACCCAACCUUAAGUAUAUAUGAUGAGCAGAAACAGACAUACAAUUAUAAGCAAAAGUCAUAAAAAAUGGAUUCUUUAGUGCACCAAAAAUUACAAAACUGCCACUCUGUCAGAAAGAGCCAAGAGGGCAAUAAUAAAAUAGAUUAUCUUAAAA